This is a messenger RNA of Gekko japonicus, 1836 nucleotides long. RefSeq names its product myelin-associated glycoprotein-like. NCBI's taxonomy places the organism in Eukaryota, Metazoa, Chordata, Lepidosauria, Squamata, Gekkonidae. The coding region runs from base 106 to 1806 and encodes 566 amino acids. The record is from RefSeq and is a predicted model, not a curated record. The transcript is spliced from 8 exons.
UUAGGUGGUGUGUGUCCGAGCCAAGAGGCAGGAGCAAAGAAGGAAACAUCCGUCCCCUGGCCCUGACCCUCUCUCGGGGCUGAAAUCCAAGAGGGGCUUUGCAACAUGCAACUCUCCAGAAACUAUAUCCCAUCAGGAUUUCUCCUAGUUCUGUUUUACAGCCCUGUCUCUGUGGCCUGGAGUUCCACCCUGCCCAACUCAAUCCAAGCUCUGAAAGGCUCCUGCAUGGUCAUCCCGUGCUCUUUCACCUUCCCGGGUCCCCGCGCUUCCUGGGGAGACAAAUUCAGCGUGGCUUGGUACCAAUACCGGGCAAGAGGUUACCCUGAAAUCUACAACAGCAAGAACCCCCGUAGCGUCCUUCCUGAGUAUCAAGGGCGGACGGAGGUGGUGGGAGACCUCGAGAUGGGCAACUGCACCCUCCUCAUCCGAGACGUGCGCCACGGGGAUGUCUACUAUGUGUGGAUCAAUCCAGACUCUGUCAGCCACCGGUUCUAUGACGUCACGGUCCGGGUGGAAGUCACAGAUGUUCCCAGCCAGCUCGAGAUGAGCGACCCGGGGUUGUUGACCGAAGGCGAUCACACCUCGCUGACAUGCUCGGCUCUGCACACCUGUCCCUUGGCCCCGCCCAGCCUCACCUGGAACCUUGAGGGAGGGAAAGCUGUGACAGUCCAAGAACGUCUGGCUGGGGGAGUCUGGCGGACAGAGUUGCAGCUCAACUACGUCCCCUCCCACAGAGACAACGGCAAAUAUCUCCAGUGCACGGCCACCUUCCCCACCCAACAACAGUCUCGCAGUGGUAUCACCUUGCAGGUUAAAUAUUCACCAAAGGAUGCAGUCGUCUCUGUGGUGGGGAACUCGACCCUGAAGGAAGGAGACAGUGUCACCCUGCGAUGCAGCAGCCACAGUAACCCCCCUGCCCUCAGUUACCGCUGGUUUUUUGGGCCACGCAAGGCACCACUGCGGGGAGUGGGCACUGGGCCAGAGGCGAAGCUGACAGAUAUCAAGAGGGACUCUGGGCCAUAUUACUGCGUCGCGGAGAAUGACGUAGGGAUGGGAGACGACUCACCCCCUGUCUACCUCCAUGUGCAGUACAAACCAGUCAUCCUGCCAGAAGGGAACUGCACCAUGUCCCGGACCGGAGAGACAGUCACGUGCUACUGCUUGGCGGAAGGAAACCCAGUACCAGGCAUCGAGUGGCACCUGCCAAACCAAACCAUUCCCGAGGACUUCAACAGCUCGGAACUGCAGGCAGCGUCGGCUUCCAUGGGGCACACUGUGGUCGGGGUGCUACGGGGCCCUGCAUCCAGCCUGGCCAAUGUGUCCUGCUUGGUCACCAACCUGCAUGGGCCCAGCCGGGUCACUUUGCCCAACUACCAAGCAGGGCACUCCAUGCUGCUGCUCAUAGCAUGCGGGGUCGCCGCUGCGGGCCUCCUCCUCUUUACCCUGCUGGGGAUUGUGAUCUUCAAAGUGAUAAAGAACAGGAAAGAGAAAGGGAAAGAAGAGGAGGAGGAAGAGGAAGACCCAACACUGUAUGUCAAUGAGGGAAAUGGGGAACAAAAGACGUCUCUUGAAGAAGAAAAGCCAUCCAAUUCUGAGAAAGAGGAACAAUUCAACAUGUACAGCAAGUCCAAGACAGGAGGGAGCCCAGCUACUUACAAUGAUACAUGCGCCGAAGACUACGAGACCAUGGAGAGCAAAGACGAAGAUUAUGAGAACGUCUCGUCGUUGGGCCCUCUGGGGAAUUUGGGGAACCUCAGCAAUUGGCAGCCUGCUUCGGGGACUGACCAGAUCUACUCCAAUGUCUGAUCUGAGACGUCCCAACUUUUCUAUUUAACA